Mandrillus leucophaeus (drill) is the source of this 1252-nucleotide messenger RNA. RefSeq names its product chromosome unknown open reading frame, human C2orf82 (gene SNORC). Gene Ontology annotation, cellular component: cell periphery. Lineage: Eukaryota; Metazoa; Chordata; Mammalia; Primates; Cercopithecidae. The transcript is spliced from 5 exons. Gene Ontology annotation, biological process: cartilage development. Bases 176 to 1252 code for a protein of 358 amino acids. The record is from RefSeq and is a predicted model, not a curated record.
GAGCCAGGCCCAGCCUGGAAAUGGAUGUUGUAAGUGCACAGGGGUCUAGGGGAGCAGACAGCAAAAGAGGAGACAGGAGUGUUUUAGGAAAGACUAGAGCUGCCUGAGGGUUUGGAUCAAAACUGCUUUAAAAGUCCUUCUUCAACAAGCACUGAGCACCUACUCUGGGCCAGGCAUGGAGAACCCAGAGUUAACCAGCGCAGUCCUCCCUGCGUCCCGCUCGCCGCUGCUCUCACUCCCGGCCAGGAUGGCGUCCUGUCUGGCCCUGCGCAUGGCGCUGCUGCUGGUCUCCGGGGUUCUGGUCCCUGCGGUGCUCACAGAUGAUGUUCCACAGGAGCCCGUGCCCACGCUGUGGAAUGAGCCGGCCGAGCUGCCGUCGGGAGAAGGCCCCGUGGAGAGCACCAGCCCCGGCCGGGAGCCCGUAGACACCGGUCCCCCAGUAACCCCUCUGCCUAGGGAGCCUCAGGAGCAGGCUGAGGCCGGGCUUGGGGAGGGCGGGGGCCGUCGGCGCUCCCAGCCAGAGGCCGCGUUAUUUUGGGGGACGUCUUGUGACUCUGAGUCCCGCAGCCAGGGCCCCAUCCGAGGGCUCAGACCCGCAGCCCCAGGCCCGCAGGUAACCCCUCUGCCUAGGGAGCCUCAGGAGCAGGAUGAGUCGAGGGUGGAUGCUGGACGCUGCCUGCCCCUGCUUCCUACUCUCCCCCCUGGCCUGGCUGGGCCGAACCGGCAGCCCCCACGCCUACAGUUCGUCUGUUCAGGGAGAGAAAACGGCUUUCCCAGCUCUUCUUACCCCACUUCACUCUCAGAGCGUCGGGGCGGAGUGAGGGGACAAGAGAUGGCCCCCUCUUUCCCUUUCCUCACUCUGCACGCACUCUCCCACCAACGGGUGCGUCACAGCCCCUCACUGGGACUGGGGGGCCUCCCUCUCCAGUGGAACCAGUGUCACACGCCUGGCAUCCCUGUGAUUCUCAGAGGGUCUGAGGUCCCAGGACCAGCGAGCACCCUUUUGUGGCCUGUGGGAAGACGCUACAAAGUCCCACUGGAUCUGAACCAGAGGCCUGUUCUGCAGAGCAGGGAAACUGUGUCCUGGCAGAGAGUGUGGUCCUGGGCACACAGGACCCCUCGGCAGGCUGAGGUGGAGCUGGGGCGAGGGGCGGGAGUGGAGCUCUGGGUAGCUGAGGGUGUGAAGGGCCCAGGGCCUGUGUCUGGGCAGUGCGGAAGUCCCAGCCCCACGCCUGUGGUGAGAUCCCCGUAG